AUGGAGUUAGAUUUGGAGACGUCCUCUACUACAAGCGAAGAUUCAGAUGACCCACAGAUCCGCGUACUACGUCCUACGGAAAUCUACGAGAUUGAGGUGUUGGCGGCGAAAAUGCUCGAGCCGGGCAUCCCGAAUGCAGGGGGCUGCGCAGCGCUCUUGGACAAGAUUGGAUACGGCUGUGGAAACCUUAGGGUGCCCCGCACCAAGAACGGUAGAGGACUGUUGCUGGGAGCCUAUGUGCACGGUGGCACUUUUGGAGUCACGAACUACGGCAAGGAGUUGCGAUGGACGGCCUUGUACUUCAACAAGUUCCUGAGAAAGAGGCUGAAGGAAACACAGGGCGAGGGUGACUACACGUGGACCACCCUUGCACUUCAGCAUGCAGCAGAAGUACCUUUGCAUCGUGAUGUUCAUAACCAAAAGGGGUCCCGGAAUUAUGUCAUGGAAAUCAAGUGUGAGGAGUACUCAGGGCUGUGGGUGCAGGAUGAUGAGCAUGAACGUGGAGUUCAAGGAGGGGAACGGCCAGCAGAUCAUCAGUGGAUGUCUGACGAUGGUGUGAUCCAUGAAGGCUGUCUGGUGGAUAUCAGGCGAUCCCCGGCAUCAUUCAACCCACGGUUGAGACACGCCUACUUGAAGGACAGUGGUGAAAAAUGGUUCCUGUCUGCAUACACCCCUCAUGGCGUGCAUCGGCUGUCUGAGGCCGACAAAGCCUAUUUGGAGAGCAGUGGAUUUCCUCUCCCAGACCCUCCUGAUCCAAUUGAUGAUGGGGCAUUGGAAACCAGACCGAUGCUUAAGGCUACCUUCUUUCCGCAAGAUUGGGACGAGCUGGAUGGAGUUCGCUCACCCCUCUACGAUGUGAAGGAUGCCACCGUCCAUGGUGAUGAUGAAGUUUGUGGAGAAUGGGGGAUUUACGUUGAGGAGGAGAACCCAGACGAGAACACUGUCCGUGGACUUCGGAAGCUUUGUGAUUCAGGAGGACCGGUGAGCGAAGCGGACCUACUUUGGAGAACUUCGCAAUGCGUGUUGGGCUUUGAGACCAAUGCGGUGUAUCAGGAUGACGUUGCGCAGUGUGUUGAAGAAUGGUGCGGUGAGGAUGGAUGUAUGAGUCCAAGGGUUGCUAAGAUGGAGCCAGAGUACACCCCCAACAUUGAGGGCAUCAUUGAGGAGCUCAUCGGCAGUGGCACCCCUUUGCGCCACACCCACAAUGUUAGUCCGCAAGAAGUGCGGCAAGUCCUUGAAAAAUGGAGGCCUUCCAUUCAGAAGGAGCUUGGUGUUGUUGAGAAAGGAUUUAGAAGGACUACUGUGAGGGAGGUUAAUGACCUGAAGGCCACCCACAAGGUCCAGGAGUUGCCGGCCAAGCUCGUCUACACGCUCAAGCCACCAGCCAACGACCCUGCCAACGAGGGAGAAUCACAGUAUUGCAAGAGGAAAUCCCGUAUCGUUUGUUGUGGAAACUAUGCAUCUCCCGACCAGGCCGACAUCUUCGCAUCGGGCGCUGCGGCCGAGAGCUUGAGGAGCUGUUUGACGUAUUCAGCAUGGCAAAGAUGGCUUACUGCUUUGUUGGAUAUUGCUGGGGCGUUUAUGUUGACACCUCUGCCACAGGGCCCGAAUGAGACAACCUACGUCAUCCACCCUCCGUCUGUACUAGUCAAACUGGGACUGGCCUCAGAGGACGAAAGGUGGAUACUCACCCACGGCAUGUAUGGACUUCGUCAAAGCCCUAAGCUGUGGUCUGAGUUCAGGGACCGGACGAUUUCUGCCAUGAGGUUUGAUGCUGAAGGAGCUCAAUGGCUGCUACAACAGGGUGAUGCAGAGCCAAAUAUGUGGGCUCUUGUUGAAGUUGGCGCCCCGGAAGGUUCACCUGGAGCAUUGGUGCUCAUCUACGUGGACGACAUCCUUCUAUGUGGAAGGUUGGGUUUGAUCCGAGCUGUUGCCCGCAAGCUGAGUGAAACAUGGAAGACUACGGAUCUGGAGAUGCUGUCAUCAUCCCAUGGAAUUAGGUUUCUGGGAUGUGAGAUUCUCACCAAUGACGAGCGCGACCGCUACUACCUCCACCAGCAGCCCUACAUCAAGGAAAUCCUUCGGGCCCAUGAUGUACCGGAGACCGCCACUUCUCCGAUUCAGGCCCCUAAGCACUUGGUGACGUUUGAGGCUGAAGAAGAUGAACCCAAGGGUGACGAGAGCGAAGUAAAGAUGGCUCAGCGUCUAUGCGGUGAACUACUAUGGUUGGCUCAGCGUACUCGACCUGAUAUUAGCUUCACGGUGAAUGCGAUGGGAGCGUUGAUAAGUCGGGCUGCCCCACGAUGUGUUGUGGUUGGUACCAAGCUGCUGUCCUACUUGCAGCACACCCAGGACUAUGCCCUUGCCAUCGUCCCACAGAACGACGAGUACGUUACUUGGACGGACAGCUCCUACGCACCGGAGGGAAGAAGGUCACACUCGGGUGUCCUGAUUACCUGGAGAGGAGCUCCCCUAUCAUGGCGGGCUACGAGGACUCCCUACGUGUGCCUAUCGACAGCGGAAAGUGAGCUUACAGCCGCCAUCGAGGGCCUUAAGAUGGCGCUGUCCUUGGGUGCAGUCCUUGAGGAGCUCAUGAGGAAGGAGCUGGUAAUUACGUUGGCGAUCGACAAUCAGUCAACGAUUGCCAUAGCCAGCACCAGCGAUGAGGGCGGUCGGGAGUUGACCCCGCCUAUCCUGGCCUGCUUCUCCCUCAUCCGUGCUGUGUUGUCGGUGCGGCCCGAACGGGAGUUCGAGAUCCUUCCGCGGGCGUGCCCCCGCUUUCUCGCUGCGAGUGACGCGGCGGAAGAUGUGCCCGGGUUCGGUUCGGGCGGCUUUCACUUGGUCUGGUUGGACCCAGUGGAGAUUCGGGAGAGCUUUGCGUCUGUCAUUGACCCCGCGAUCUAUGCCUGCUUUUCGGCAGGGGAUCACAAGAUCGCCCAGCUGGAGCUGGCCAUGGUCCUGUAUGCUUAG
Symbiodinium sp. CCMP2456 is the source of this 2970-nucleotide messenger RNA. Lineage: Eukaryota; Dinophyceae; Suessiales; Symbiodiniaceae. The record is from the annotation of a GenBank genome assembly.